UUCCCUCCAGCCAAAAACCAAACGCGCACGAUAGCACGGACCGAGUUUUAAAACAUGAUUAGAUUAGUUAUCGUUUAUCGCAAUUUAGCAGCAGAAAUUAGUGAUACUAAUGACAAUUAACAAAUAGAAAAGCACGGAAGUCACUUUACAGAGGUCUCUCUCGUUAUUCCCUAAUCUCCUUGGUGUUCGAUGCAAAACUGAAGAACUAGCAAACCCUGAGUCUAGAUUUCUGCGAUUGUUGUUUUUGAUCUGGUCGAGGAAAGAGAAUUAUUUGUUGAAUUGUGGGAGAGAGAGAAGAGGAUAUGGUGGGAUGAGGUGGAGGAGAGGGGAGAGGUGGAGAUGGCAAGGGGAGUGAAAUGGGUAUGCCCGUUUUCGUACAAGAGAACAACUCUUAUAGUUUGCUCCAUCAACAUUGCUGUUGCUCUUUACGUUCUUCGCUCUCUAUACAGCUCACUUUAUAUAUACUCCAAUAAUGAUUUAAAUAACGUUGUAAAGUAUACACCGGAUCAGAUUAGUAGGAUGGAAGAAUCAAUUCGGAUACGAAGAGCCAAUGAACCUCUACAGCUUGUUAAAUUGGUUAAGCAACUGAAGGAGGAGCUUAAGAGAGAUGAUAAGUCGGUUGAAUUACCUAUGGAGGUCAGACGGAAGUUAACUGAUGAGAUUUUGCAGCGGUUGAGAAGCUUGAACGCGAAUGCCAAUAUCACUGAGCAGCGAGAAGCUAUUGAAAGCUGGCGCAAAGAAAAAUUGCGUGAAGUCAAAGAGUUGACUGAUGGAACAGGGGGACUGAAUUCAACUAAUCUGCAAGAAGAAGCCAGGAUGAUAGUAAGAGCCUUGGACUCUGAUUGGGCUGUGCUGUUGGAAAAAAUUGGCCUUUGGAUACCUGUUGAAAUCAUUAACCAGGAGCAUGAUGAUAAGCCAGAGGGUGAAGAAGAGUCUGAGGAAGAAAUUUUGCCUGGCAGGCCACUUCCACCUGAAUGCCAUACUGAGCUUCAUACUGAUUAUGGUGGUGCAGCUGUCAGAUGGGGUCUUACCCACCAUAAAGAAAGUGCAGCUGACUGCUGUCAAGCUUGCUUAGAUCAGGCAAAAUAUGCAAAGCCAGGUGAAAUGAAAUGCAAUAUGUGGGUCUAUUGCCCUUCAGAGAUGGGAUGCUAUUCACCAGAUAUCUAUCAGCAUAAAAAUCAGGAGUGCUGGCUGAAAUAUGCUGAAAAGCCAAGAUUGAAUUUUAAGGACAGGUAUUCCGAAUCAUAUAGAAACUCCCACCCAAAUGCACCAUUGAUUGUUCCCUGGGUCUCGGGUGUUGUUAAUGCAUGAUUGUAUUUUACCAACCCAAAUGAUGAUCAAUGUUAAAAAGUAAGUUGAGCUGCAAUCUCUACCUCUGGAAGUUUUGCAAAGAUAUGAUGCUGGCUCUGGUGAUACCUUGAUUAUUCAUUGCUUACAUCUGGAACUGGCGGAUUUUUGACUUUAAUUCAUCUUUUCUUUUCCUUUGAUACGUUGGGUUUUAAGGAAAGAGAAUGGUUGAGGAGUGUGAUUCCUCGUCUAUUUAAUCAUUUUUGUAACAUUCAUUGCGGCGUCCUGGCACUGGUGAUUCUAAAGUUCUGAAAUCUAGUUCCCAGGUGAAUUGACCUCUUUACUGUUAACAUGAAGAACUUUCAUUAUGGAUUAGCCUGAGAAGAUUGAUUGGCCGUAGGAGGGAUGAGAAAAUUGACUCCUUGUAACGGUUGCAAAUUCGUAAGCAAUGAAGAACUAUUGCAUAUUCCUAAA
This is a messenger RNA of Hevea brasiliensis (rubber tree), 1761 nucleotides long. RefSeq lists its product as uncharacterized. The record is from RefSeq and is a predicted model, not a curated record. Lineage: Eukaryota; Viridiplantae; Streptophyta; Magnoliopsida; Malpighiales; Euphorbiaceae. The transcript has 7 exons. Bases 340 to 1311 code for a protein of 323 amino acids.